This is a messenger RNA of Aegilops tauschii subsp. strangulata, 497 nucleotides long. RefSeq names its product vacuolar-sorting receptor 1. The record is from RefSeq and is a predicted model, not a curated record. Lineage: Eukaryota; Viridiplantae; Streptophyta; Magnoliopsida; Poales; Poaceae.
CCAAGCAACCAGCGCGAGCUCCUCGGCAGCAAUACAGUCCAAGCAACACCCCCACGGCGAUGGUGGCGCCGGCGCGGGGGCGGUUCGUGGUGCCGGAGCACAUCCGGGGCCACCACGACGCCGCCAUCGGCAACUUCGGGGUGCCCGACUACGGCGGCACGCUCACGGGCGUCGUGCUCUACCCGGACAAGAAGGCCACCGGAUGCACCGAGUUCCCGGCCAGGUUCAAGUCCACGUCCGGCCGCCCCGUCGUCCUCCUGCUCGAGAUUGAUCGAUUCCUGGCUUCGGCUAAUUCUCGCGGGGAAGACAUUGCUGAUGCGCGACUGUGCGAGCCUGAAUUGUCCGACGAUUUACGGUGCCACCGAAUUUAGUUUUUCCAUCGGUGAUGUGUUAACUGGGAAGGAAGCUACUGAUGGGAGUUAGUACUACUAAUAUAUUAGCCUAUUACGUACACAUGCUAAUUAAUUUAGUGCUAGUAGUAUUACUUUAAUCCUGUU